AUGUCAGACAGCAAACAUGCGGGCCUCUCACCCGCGCUCGUCGAGUCCAUCGCCGGACUCUCGGCCGGCUCAGUCGCGACGUUGACGGUUCAUCCGCUUGAUAUCGUUAAGACUCGGAUGCAAAUCCACAGAAGCACUGCCGGAACCUCGACCAGCCUGACCACAAUUUCCCUCAUCCGCAGUCUCACCCAGAACCCGCGCCCCAUCGCAUCCCUUUAUCGCGGACUGACGCCUAAUCUCAUCGGUAACGCCUCAAGCUGGUCAGCGUUCUUCUUUUUCAAGAACCGUGUUGAGCGCGCCAUUGCGUACUGGAAAGCCGGGCCGCUUGCGACCUCACACGGCUCAGGCGCAGACUCGCGAAGUCUGACGAAAGAGGUGCUCUCAACGCAGGACUUCUUCCUCUCAUCCGCCCUCGCCGGCGCCCUCACCCAAGUCCUGACGAACCCUAUUUGGGUGCUCAAGACACGCAUGGUAUCAUCUGAUCGCACCGCCGUGGGCGCGUACUCCAACAUGUGGUCUGGGGCGCGCCAACUGUACAUGACUGAAGGGUUGAGAGGAUUCUACCGAGGACUCGGAGUGAGCUUGAUCGGUGUUUCGCAUGGCGCGGUACAGUUUGCUGUGUACGAGCCUGCAAAGAGAAUGUACUUUGCCGGCCGGAGGCAGAAGGGUGACAACGGGGGCCGGCUAAGCAACGAGGCGACCGUUGUCAUCUCGACAGUAUCGAAGCUUGUGGCCGGUGCUGUUACCUACCCCUACCAAGUCCUGCGCAGCAGACUGCAGAACUAUGAUGCUGAUGAGCGGUUCGGACGCGGAAUCAGAGGUGUCGUGAGGAGGAUAUGGCAGGAGGAGGGAUUCAGGGGCUUCUAUCGAGGCCUGAUGCCGGGUGUUGUUAGGGUGAUGCCAGCUACCUGGGUUACGUUCCUUGUGUAUGAGAACGUCAAGUUCUACUUGCCUCACUGGGCAGAGUAA
Colletotrichum chrysophilum is the source of this 969-nucleotide messenger RNA. RefSeq lists its product as uncharacterized. The record is from RefSeq and is a predicted model, not a curated record. The transcript has 2 exons. NCBI's taxonomy places the organism in Eukaryota, Fungi, Ascomycota, Sordariomycetes, Glomerellales, Glomerellaceae. Gene Ontology annotation, cellular component: mitochondrion. Gene Ontology annotation, molecular function: folic acid transmembrane transporter activity; FAD transmembrane transporter activity. Gene Ontology annotation, biological process: folate import into mitochondrion; nucleotide transport. The coding region runs from base 1 to 969 and encodes 322 amino acids.